AUCCGCCUCUGGCGAUUCCUGCGUUUUUCACAUAGAAAAUGAUGCUACAAAAUUGAAUUCCUUAGAUAUUUGAGAUACUUUUUGAUCCACCCCUUGACAUUUGUAAUCUAAUAUACUAAAUUUAAGUUGCAAUCAUUCUAAUCAUUCAUGAUUUAUUAUUGUAAAGUAAUUUCAUGAACAAAAAUUUCCAUUCAUAGUUUUUGGGAUUUUAAAUGUUCCCCCAUAACGUAAUGAAAAUUGAACCAAUAGCGGGUAGCCAUAUGGACAUGAGUUUAUUUGUUGAAUUUUGAUUGGGUGCGCUGCAACGUCAUUGAUCGUGAUUUCAGUUCACAUUUCAGUUUUAACAACACGUCAGUUUCUGAAAGAUUUUUCGAAGUUAGCAGCCGGUGUUUUUAACAACAUAAAACCCGAGGGCAAUUUUUAUAAGUUGGAUGCAAUAAGUUCGAAACAAUUUGCUGCAAAAUGAAGCAGUAUUUGUUUUUUAUUCUAGCCCUUUUUACUCUAAUUGGGUUUGCAAAAUGUGAUAAGUCCGGAGAACCAUCAAUCGAAAAAGUUGAUUUAGAUCUAGGAGCAAGCAGAGAUGGAUCCAGAACAGAUGAUGAAGUUGUUAAAAGAGAAGAAGAGGCAAUCAAACUUGAUGGUCUCAAUGUUGCCCAACUUAAAGAAUUAAGAGAAAAGUCUGAGAAAUUCCAAUUCCAAACAGAAGUUAAUAGAAUGAUGAAACUUAUUAUUAACUCUUUGUAUAGAAAUAAAGAAAUUUUCCUAAGAGAAUUGAUUUCAAAUGCAUCUGAUGCCAUAGAUAAAAUUAGAAUGCUCUCCUUAACAGAAAAGGGUGUACUAGAUGCACAACCAGAACUAAAUAUUCGAAUAAAAGCAGACAAAGAUUCUGGAAUGCUUCAUAUAACAGAUACUGGUAUUGGUAUGACUAAACAGGAUUUGGUAAAUAAUUUGGGAACCAUAGCAAAAUCUGGAACAGCAGAGUUUUUGAGCAAGAUGCAGAAUUCAGAGACGUCACAAGAUAUGAAUGAUAUGAUUGGUCAAUUUGGUGUAGGAUUUUAUUCUGCUUUCCUGGUCGCUGAUAAGGUUAUUGUAACCUCUAAACAUAACAGCGAUAAGCAAUACAUCUGGGAAUCUGAUUCAGCUUCAUUCAGCAUUGUUGAAGAUCCUAGAGGCGAUUCAUUAAAGAGAGGAACCACUGUCAGUUUGGAAUUGAAACCAGAAGCUAGAGAUUUCUUGGAACAUGAUACUGUUCGUAAUUUGGUAAAGAAAUACUCUCAAUUCAUCAACUUCCCCAUCUACUUGUGGACCAGCCACACAGAAACUACUGAAGAACCAUUGGACGAAGAUUUGUCUGAAGAAAAACCGACUCCCAGUGAUGAAGAUGAUGCAGCAGUUGAAGAGGAAAAGGAAGAAGACAAGCCAAAAACCAAGAAAGUUGAAAAAACAGUUUGGGAUUGGGAAUUGUUGAACGACAGCAAACCAAUUUGGACCAGAAAACCUGCAGAAGUUGAAGAUAAGGAAUAUGAUGAAUUCUAUAAAGCAUUGACCAAGGAUACCAAAGAACCACUAACCAAGAUUCAUUUUGUUGCUGAAGGAGAAGUGACUUUCAAGUCUUUGUUGUAUGUUCCUCAAGCUCAGCCAUCAGAAAGUUUUAACAGGUAUGGAACUAAAACUGACAAUAUUAAAUUGUACGUCCGGCGUGUAUUUAUCACUGAUGAAUUUAAUGAUAUGAUGCCAUCAUAUCUCAGUUUUAUCCGUGGUAUUGUUGAUUCAGAUGAUUUGCCAUUAAAUGUUUCUCGUGAGACUUUGCAACAACAUAAAUUGAUCAAGGUAAUCAAGAAGAAAUUGGUACGUAAGGUUUUGGAUAUGCUUAAAAAGCUUCCCGAAGAGGAAUAUGAAAAAUUCUGGAAAGAAUUCUCCACCAACAUUAAGUUAGGAGCCAUUGAAGAUCCUUCCAACCGCACCAGAUUGGCCAAACUCUUGAGAUUCUUUUCAUCUAAUGGAUCAGGUACCACUGGCUUGGCUGAUUAUGUCAACAGGAUGAAACCAAAACAGGACAAAAUCUUUUAUAUUGCUGGUUCUUCAAAGGAAGAAGUUUCCAAAUCGCCUUUUGUUGAAAGGUUGUUACGUAAAGGGUAUGAGGUGUUGUACUUGGUAGAAGCGGUAGACGAAUACGCCAUCUCUGCCAUCCCAGAAUAUGAAGGCAAGAAAUUCCAAAACGUCGCCAAAGAAGGUUUCAGCCUUACAGAAGCUGAGGGAGGCAAAGAACAGUUGGAGGAAUUGAAGAAAACUUUCGAACCGCUUACCAAAUGGUUGGGAGAUGAUGCUUUGAAAGAUGAUGUUGCUAAAGCUCAAGUCUCAGAAAGAUUGUCAGACUCUCCUUGCGCUCUAGUAGCAAGUUUAUUCGGCUGGACCGGAAACAUGGAAAGACUAGCAGUAUCCAACGCUCACCAAAAGGCCGAUGACCCUCAAAGAACUUACUACCUCAACCAAAAGAAAACUUUAGAAAUUAAUCCCAGGCAUCCUUUGAUGAAAGAACUUCUCAAGAGGGUGGUGGACGAUCCGACUGACCCAACAGCCAAAGAUAUGGCUAAAAUGAUGUUCAGAACGGCUACUUUAAGAUCUGGUUACAUGUUGAGGGAAACUGCCGAAUUUGCUCAGUCCGUUGAAGCUAUGAUGAGGAAAACGCUUGGUAUACCGCUUGAUGAACAGGUCGAAGAAGAAGAGGAUCUUCCUGAAGAUUCUAUGGGCGAUGAUGAAGAAAUUGAUGCUGAUUCUGAAUCUAAAGAUGAUGAACAUGAUGAACUUUAAGUGUUUGUGUGAGAUUGUGUGUGUACAAAUGAUUGUAUGAUGUUUAAAGACUGUAAUAUUGAUUUUUUUGUACUUUUUGUUUUUCAAUAAAAAUUAUUAUUUAUUUUUAAUAUG
Molecule: messenger RNA, 2925 nt
Organism: Psylliodes chrysocephalus
Lineage: Eukaryota; Metazoa; Arthropoda; Insecta; Coleoptera; Chrysomelidae
Source: the annotation of a GenBank genome assembly